AUGACCACUGUUGCCAAAAAUACAUCAUCAUGCCCUUCUGCUGCAGAAGAGAAACACUACUGCUCCUCUCCGUUCUGCGGGAAAGAAACGGAAUCAAAUCUGAAAUGCCCAGUUUGCCUGAAAUUUGGUCAUAAGAUUUACUUCUGUGGAAAAACUUGCUUUCGGAAGGCAUGGCAUAUACACAAAAACUUUCAUCCUAAGGAUGAUUCUGAAACCUACAAUCCAUUUUCAGAAUUUGAAUUCACCGGUGAUGUGAGACCAACGUACCCAUUGAGUAUCAAGCCUCGUAUUCCAGACAGUAUCAAAAGGCCCGACUAUGCAUUAGAUGGUCAGCCGAUUAGUGAAAUGAAGGCUGAUCGUUCGAACAGUGUUAGGGUUCUUUCUGAAGACGAAAUCAAAAAGAUGAGAGUGGUCUGUAAGUUAGGACGAGAGGUGUUAGACGCAACUGCGGCUGCAAUCAAGCCAGGCGUUACUACCGAGCAACUUGAUGACAUAAUUUACGCAGAAUGCAUCAAGAGAAAGGCAUAUCCAUCACCCUUGAACUACUACAACUUUCCGAAAUCUGUUUGUACUUCGGUGAACGAGAUCAUUUGCCAUGGCAUUCCAGACAAAACUAUUUUAAAAGAUGGUGAUAUUGUCAAUUUGGAUGUCACAAUUUAUAAGUUUGGCUUUCAUGCUGAUUUGAAUGAAACAUAUUACGUUGGAGAGAAAGCAAGAAAAAACAAAGACCUUGUUAACUUGGUUGAAACUACUAGGGAAGCUACGAUGAUGGCAAUUUCAACUGUGAAACCGGGCACACCAUUUAGACAUUUUGGUGAUGUCAUAGAGAAGCAUGCUAAAGAACAUGGUCUUUCUGUUGUUAGGACAUAUUGUGGACAUGGAAUUAAUAAUCUCUUCCAUACCUCACCCGAAAUUUUACACUAUGCUAAUAAUAAAGCACCAGGUACUUGUAAGGCAGGAAUAUGCUUUACAAUUGAGCCUAUGCUCAACAUGGGAACAUUUAAGGAUAUAAGUUGGCCCGAUGACUGGACUGUUUCAACUGCAGACGGUAAGCCAAGUGCACAGUUUGAGCAUACACUUUUAGUUACAGAGGAUGGCGUUGAAAUUCUUACCGCUAGAAACAAGCAUUCACCAGGUGGACCAGUUAAAAGAAUAGAGUAA
Brettanomyces bruxellensis is the source of this 1161-nucleotide messenger RNA. RefSeq lists its product as uncharacterized. The transcript has a single exon. Bases 1 to 1161 code for a protein of 386 amino acids. Gene Ontology annotation, molecular function: metalloaminopeptidase activity. Lineage: Eukaryota; Fungi; Ascomycota; Pichiomycetes; Pichiales; Pichiaceae. Gene Ontology annotation, biological process: proteolysis. The record is from RefSeq and is a predicted model, not a curated record.